GUGCUCUCAGCGACUGAAGCUGGGCGCAGGGGAAAUGCAACCGCCGCGCCAAACAUCUUCCAGGGAUGGCCUCUGCUGAGCAGUUGUGCUCCGGUUUCUACCACCAGCACUGCGCAUAAGGAACAACAUAAACACCUUCGCCCUCCUGCUGCCAAGACAGACACACACCACCAUGUACAGCGUGGACGACCUCCUCAUUUCUCACGGAUACAAACUGCCCAAGACAAGCGUCCCCUGCCCCUCUUCAACUUCAUCCGCCACCGCGCCUUACGAGAAGCAGCGCCACGCCGCCGCCGAUUGCCACCGCGAAAUCCCAGCAGCAGAGAACCAGAGAUCUGGUCGUGGUGGAUCACUGAACGGGAAUGAACAGGCGGGAGACAGGGGGGCCUGCGUCUUCAGCAGCAGCAGGCAGGCACUACUGGCGAAGGGCUACCCCGGCAGCUGUGACAAUGAGAGCGGCGGGGAAAGGAACCAAAGGAGAAAAGAAGCUGUCAGCGGUAACCUAGGUGACAACCUAGCACAGCCCCUGGGCGAUUCUCUCGCCACGGAUAGCGGGUUCUAUGACGCGCCCAGCUUAACCUAUUUUGAGCAGAUCGAGAGAAGAGAGCAGUUGGAUGAGAGGGAUGUCUCCUACUGGAGGAGGAGAGGCCAGGACUUCAGCGUCCUCCUGGAUUACGCAGACGGCCGGGAGCUGAGAGCAUCCGCUGGCUUUCUGAAGGCCUCGGAGGCGGCAUGGCGACCACAGGCCCUGAUCGCAGAGGACCAUAGGGGAGAGAGGGAGAAGCUGCAGAAGCAGCAGAAGCAGCUAUGGGAAGACACCUCCAUCUCCUGGCUGAGAGAGGCCGAUGCGGCUCCUAGACAGUUGAGGGUAGUGACUGGGGUGACUGGGGAGCGGAAGUGCCAGAGCCUGGGCACAGAGGAGUGGAAGCCUGCGGUGGGGCUGGGGAGGCAGCUGUCGGAUGGGGAAGGCGAGAGGUGGGCUCAGGAGCAGCAGCACCGCCUGAGGACUCCAGAGAGCACUGGUUCUAUCCUCCCCAGAACCAGAGGGAUGUCCCAGUCCCUCCCCAGAGUGCUGUCACCUGAUGGAGCUACUGAACACACAAACACACAGUCCAGUUUGGUCAGUGUCCAGCUUCGACCAGGCCAGGUUGAUAGACAGAGAGUGAACAGCACCGUAUUUUCCGGGCCUUAUAGUCGGUAUUACCACAGUGCCGCAGUCAGCAGGGACCGGUGGGCCAGGAACAGUUGGCAAAGCGUCGGACAUGUUGCACUUUUACCAAAGCCCAGGUUCAGCAGGCCUGUCAAGCCUCCAUCAUACGAAAUACACCAGCAGACUAGGGGUAGCCAAGAGAUGCUCGCUGUAGCUGUAGUAGAUCAGCAGGGAGGGUCCAAACAACGGAAAGACACCAGGCCUGUCUAUUACCCACGGGGUGGAGAAUUGCAAAGACAAGACUAUUUCGCACAACACUCUGCUAUCUUUGGCAUGGAGCCCCCCGGUUAUAUCCCGCCCCCGUCUUAUAAGAGAGCCCUGCCCCCAAUUAGGGGAGGACCAAUCAACCGCAACGAAGUGGCAAACUAUAAGUGGAGGGGGGAGAUGAAGAUACAGAUGCACAUGCCUAUGAGCUCAGAGGUGGGAAAGUGGUUUUCCGGACAGACAAGAGGGUCGUGGCUGGAACACUACGGGGAUCGAGGUAUACCCUACAGGAAACAGGUUAACGCUAACCCAAACCUUAACCCUGGAUACACCGAGGAGCAUCUGGGUCAUGUUCACUAUUUACCCUUUGAUGAUCUGCGAGUGAGACAUGUCUCAGGAGGGCCUGGCGGAAAUUCUCUUACUGACACUGACAAGUUUAUCCGAAACAUGAAGAAAGAGACUCCCUGCUCUAAGGUUUUAGGACAAUCUACACAUGAUAGUGCCUUUCCCCCCCCACAGGGGGUCUCUCUCAGUAACGCCUGCCGCAAGACAUCUCUCAAUGACAACGAUGGUGGUAGUAGUACUAGAUGGUGCAACAGGGGUUUAAUAAACAAAGGAAGUGUAGACAGUGUAGCUCCUGAUCAGAGCUGUGGUAACUAUCCAACAGCUUUUCACAUUAGACCUCCUCAGCAACUGAUCAGGCAUGUGGACCAAGGUCAAGGUGUGUCAGAAACUGUAACUCAAGUGACAACGUCAGUCAAUGAGCCUGACUCCACAGAGAAAGAGAAACCAAGAAAAAGUGACUCAGAGAAACCAGAAAAAAAUGAGAAAAAGAGUGUAAAAAAAAAACUUAGUGAGACAAUAUUCUGUUUGGUGUCUGUUCCCAUCCCUCUAACGCCGGGUGGUACGUCCCGUGAUCAAAACAACAACGACGACGAGAAGCCACCAAGCCCAGUCCGGCCACCAAGCCCAGUGGACAGUCCGAGUGAGAACAAAACGGGCCACUUAACAAACCAAAGUUUCCAAAGCACAUCUUCAGCAGAGGCUGAGCUGCAAGCACUAACCGGUAGCAUAGCGAGCAGCAGAUCAAGCAGCAAAAUAGUGAGAAAACUCCCUAUUAAACCCCCCAAAAUAAACCAUCACAAGGAGCUCAAACUCUCAGGUGCCUGGCCUGGGAACCAAUACCGGGACCAGGAGACCCAAACGAGCCCAGAAGCCCGAAAGCCUCAGCAUCCCCCUCCUCCAGGCACUGAAAACAAGGAAGCACAAGACCCUCAAGUCCCUGCCCCAGGCUCCUCUGACGUCAUCACCCAAGAUCCCAGCGGUGUGGGCAAUACUGCAUUCAGCUGUCCUAUAAAAGGGGUGAAGAGCCUGAAACCAUCCAGCAACAGCGCCUUUUCCAGGACGGCCACUUUCUCCAUUUCCAGCCAGCUGAACAAGAGCACAGCUCAGCCGCCAGCAGCAGCACCAACACCACCCUCAGGAAACACGACGGAGGAGGCCAAACCAGCAGCAACCUGCAGUGGGCAGGAAGCCUUCGGUCAGUUCCUGCUGAAGCCCGUCAGCAGGCGGCCAUGGGACGCCAUCGAGGAGCUGGAGACUAUCAACAAAGAGUUCCAGGAUCAGCAGCAGAAGCAACAGCAGAGCAGCAAGAGACCCAGUGUUGACCAGUGCAUUGAGGACCUCAACGAGGCCUACAAAGACAUUCUAGAGCUAGGCACUGCCAGCAAUAACAUUUCCAACAAUAGCGGUGCUGUGCAGAUCCCUGAGCGGAUCAAGAUAAGGCUGGCGGGGGAGGCGGGGCUCAGCAAGCCCAGCAGCCUUAGGCGCAGUAUCGAGAGCUGGUCUGUGUCCGUCGACCCGGAGUACAGGGAGCUUAAGAGCGCCUUCUCCAGACCCGCUGAAAGAAAAUCUGUGACUUUCAGCAAGCAGCUAAAAGAGGAUCUCCCUGUCCCACCACGCAAGCCUACAGGAUUCAGAGAAUACAGGGUUGUUUCGAAUUUGUCACGGAGAAGUAGCUGCAGUGGCAGGUCGGUGAAGCUAGACCUCUCUUCGCCUUCGGAGACACCACCGCCUUGUGACUUUACCGCCCCUAGUGACUUUAUUGACUCUCCUAGGGAUCCCAGCGAGAUCAGAGACUUAAGCCCAACGACGCCAACGACGCACACGGCAGCAGAAGUCCCCUGGGCAGAUAGGCAGCCGAUGCAGGACGCCUCCACACUUACGAGUCCCCCUGACUAUGAGGACAUAUGUCAGUCUUUGCAAAAGACCCGAGACUCAGAGGUUAACAAAACGUUCACCGCCAUAUCCAAACCUGGUGGUGGUAGCUGCGAUACAGAGCCUCUAGGGGGUGCCUGUUCAGACUCUGCAGAGGAAUGCCCCAUUUGUAAAAGAGAGAGCGAGAGCCAGAUGUCCAGACCAAGUCCAAUGUCUCCGCUCCACGAGGAAUCAAGCCCAGACUUAUCCGAUCAAAGUAGCGCGACGAUUGUUGGCGACCGUGACAGUCAACAAGGAGCUGAAACAUCUGAAGAACCAGCUGAAGGCGAAGGAGACACGAAGGUAUCCUCUGCUCUGGCAGUGGCAGAGGACAUUGGCAAUCUAUACAAACUUAAAUGUGCUGAGGGCAUUCCAGAGAACGAAUCCAUAGAGGAGAGGGCAGCCAGGAUAUUAAGGAUUGAUGUACCUGCAGAGUCUUUAGUCACAGGGGAGCAGCGGGUUAGCGAGACGGCAACAGAGAGUAAACCCGCUGCUAGUGAAGAUACAGAAAGCAGCAGUGCAAACGAACAGACAGUGCAAACACAUGCGAGAGAUCCAGAUUCUGAGGAACUAGACUCUGGAACGGUAUCUACAGUGCCUCCUGACGGGCAGGAGGCAAAAGAAAAGGAGCCACCACAGGAUAACCCAGAGUACAUCAGGAGUGCCAAAUGGACCCAUCUGGGUCGAGAAACUCCAGGUAUGCAGGAGUUUCCCCCAGACAGACUACCGCUUUCGGUCCCCAUCAACCCUGACCUUAAGCUGUCCCACAGUCUGGAGGGAGAGAUGAGGGGCAGAGGACCCUUGCAGCGCGUAGAGGCCCUGCAGGAUAAGCUGGCUGCAUCGCCCAGCCACCGGGUGGCGGUAGAGCGCCGGGCAUGGAUGAAGGAAGUGGACUCAGUGUCGCGCAUGAGACGGCUCAGCAUCAGGAGCACAGACUCUGGGGAGGAGGGGGCAGAGACGGAGGGGGAGAGCAAGCGUGGCGGUGGGCAAGUGGAAGUGCUCUCCCUACCUGCUUCCUCCCAGAGUGAUACUGUGGAAGAUAGAGAGGCCUCUGAAGACACAGUGUUGCAAGAUGAGGAGGUGUCAUCCCUCUCAGAGGCCUACGACCCAAGCGGAGUGGAGAAAGUGUAGAGAGACUGAGACGCCCAUCAUCUUUUUCCAUCGGAGGUUUUAGAUCCCUCCAACACUGUGACCUGGCUGCCCACUAGAAUGCCUUCAUCUUAUCCCAACACAGAAAUGGCCUUCUUCUCCGACAAGAGCAUUGUGUACACCCUCACCCUCGGCGUUGUUGAGUACUAAGAGUACCAAGUGUUCCACUGCCAAAAGGGAGGUGUUCCCCCACCUAGGGGUAGCUUCCAACUAACCCCCCUCCUCCCCUUUAUCUCCCCUCAACCCAUCCUCUAAUUGGGGUUCUACUAGGAUGCGGCCCAAAUGGCACCCUACUUCCUAUGUAGUGCACGACUUUUGUAACCCUACUUCCAAUGUAGUGCACUACUUUUGACCAGGGCCCUUUUUGACCAGGGCCCAGAAAGUAGUGCACUACAUAGGGAAUAGGGUGCCAUUUCGGACUGAAUUCCUAGGCUUCUGGUAGUGGCUUGUCCUUUCUCCUUUCUUAUUCUACCCUCCCAGAUGCUUUUCAUUGGCAGACAUUAUGCAAUUCUGUCAAGCGUAUAACAACUUCAAAUAUGUUGAAAUCGAAUACCGUUAGUUGACUCAUCGUUAACAUGCUGUAUGAUUCUGUUUGUUUAUGGGCGAGCUGUUUAGAUAUAAAUGUAAGUACUUACGUUUUACACAACAAGGACACAUAGGGAGAAUAUUCAUCAUAAAAGCUGUUCCGUUACAUUCAGUGUCGAUUACACCAAAAUAGUUACAUUUUAUUGUUAUUAUGGAGAGUUGAGAAGAAAUAUAUUAUAUUGGACGUCAAUGUCUUUGGCUCGAGAAACUGUUUUCAUUUUCAGAUUAAUCGAUCAAUCGAUCAGUCUAUUAUUCUUUUUGAUACACUGUGGCCUGUCUGUCUCGUCGCUUUCCCGCACACUGUAAUCAUAACCCAUAAAGCUCUUCAAUGAAGAGUCACUCUAUACCUACUUUGUGGCAUAAUGGUAAAUCAGUGAUAUGUAUUCUGAGGCAUUGGUUCUUCUACAUUAUGGGGGGAAGGGAGUUGACUAGCCUGUGUGAAAGUCUGUUUGUGCUAUCAUGUCAACUCCUUGUCACUCAUUGGCUUUCAGGGUUGGGAUCAAUUCCAUUUCAAUUCCAGUCUAUUCAGAAAGUAAACAACAUUUCCUAAUUAAAAAUGAUUUCAGUGUACUUCCUGAAUUGACUGGAAUUGAAAAGAAAUUGACCCCAACCCUGUUGGAUUGACAAUGAGCAUUGGACUUGUCAAGAGCACAAACAAAUCUAGGACCAGGCUAGGAGUUGCCAUCUGUAUCCAUAAAUGUGCAUUUAUAAGCUGGGUCAGGAUAUAUAAGAUCAUUCUGGGUAGUCAACGUAAAUGUUGUAAAAAAUCUGGUGUAUAGCUCGAUUUCCCAGGUCGUUUCAGGAAGCAAUAAUGGCAUGGAGUGUGGCAGUUUAAGUUGUAAACAAGAAUUAUAUGGACAAGAUAGAGCAAUAUUGUCAUACAAACAGCUGUGGCUUAGUCAGUGGAGCUGGGAAACAUUGUCAGGAAUCUUGUUGUGUACGUACCCAAAUGGCACCCUAUUCCCUAUAUAGUGCACUACUUUUGACCAGAGCCCCAUGAGUCAUGGUCAAGAGUAGUGCACAAAAUAGUCAAUGGGUUGCCAUUUGGGAUGUAACACUUUAACAAGUCAUCGUUUUAAUCUUCGUUUUAAAAUGUGUCAGAAUUGACUGGGUGUAGGUGGGUGCUUAUUUCAUUGGAAAUAUCAGUGGCCAUACUUGUGUAUCAUGUGAAGAGACUACGGCCAUGUCUGACAUGGCACUCUAUUCACUAUAUAGUGYACUACCUUCGACCAGGGCCUAUAGAGCUCUGGUAAAAAGUAGUGCAAUAUAUAGGGAAUAGGGUGCCAUUUUAGACGCAGCCUACAUUUCACUGAAUAUGUAUUUUUGUUAUCAUUGAAUUGUUAACCAGUUUGCAUAAUGUACAAAAUAAAGUAUAUUUUAACUAUUUUAA
Messenger RNA from Salvelinus sp. IW2-2015, 6794 nucleotides. RefSeq names its product junctional cadherin 5-associated protein-like. The record is from RefSeq and is a predicted model, not a curated record. Gene Ontology annotation, biological process: positive regulation of blood vessel endothelial cell proliferation involved in sprouting angiogenesis. The transcript is spliced from 4 exons. Bases 173 to 4801 code for a protein of 1542 amino acids. Gene Ontology annotation, cellular component: ruffle membrane; adherens junction. NCBI's taxonomy places the organism in Eukaryota, Metazoa, Chordata, Actinopteri, Salmoniformes, Salmonidae.